Molecule: messenger RNA, 879 nt
Organism: Carya illinoinensis
Lineage: Eukaryota; Viridiplantae; Streptophyta; Magnoliopsida; Fagales; Juglandaceae
Product: E3 ubiquitin-protein ligase AIRP2-like
Exons: 2
Coding region: 46-384 (112 amino acids)
Biological process (GO): protein ubiquitination
Molecular function (GO): ubiquitin protein ligase activity
Source: RefSeq, a predicted model, not a curated record
UUCUACUUGUGAAAUUAUGAGAUACAAUGCAAGUAUGAAUAUAAGAUGGUUCCCAUUUCUUUAAAGUUUGGUAUGCUUGUUAAUUUAUUUCUUAUUUGGGUGUGCACAGAUGGGAAGCCAAAUCUCUCUUCAUUUGGAAAGAAAGCUACAAUUGGUGAAUUCUAUUCUGUUAUAUUACCAUCUCUUCAGCAUCUCUACAAUGACUCAUUAGACUUGGAAACUACUGGAGGUGAAUUUCAUGGCUUGGGUAUGGCAGUCAUAAAGAAAUCAAAGGAUAAGUGGAAGAAGCUUUCAGAUGUAGAUUUGGAGAGAGAAGAUGAGUGUGGGAUCUGUUUGGAGCCAUGCACCAAAAUAGUUUUGCCAAACUGCAGUCAUGCCAUGUGAAUCAAUUGCUACCAUGACUGGUAUUCCGACAUCUUAUUUUCCUCCUUUGCUUGCCAUUAUAUUUUACUGUCAAUUUGUAAUGAUGGUGAGUAGCUGUGAUUCUUAAGUUACAGUCUUUCUUUGCUUUUGUAUUUCAAAGAAACACAAGGUCAGAAUCUUGCCCAUUUUGCCGAGGAGCUUUAAAGAGAGUGAAUUCGGGAUACUUAUGGGAGUUACCAUGGAAAUCCGGGGAGUUCUAGGGGAGGGGGAGUGAUAAGAGAUGAUCUCGGUAUUGUGUAUGGAGCCUUCUCAGUUCAUUUUGGUCAGGGUACUAAUACUGGGGCUGAGUUAAGGGCUAUUACAGAGGGGAUUGUUUUGUGUAAAAGGCUAAUUCUUUUUAGUGUGAUUAUUGAAAGUGACUCUAAGAUGGUAGUGGAUUGGCUUCGUGUGGGAAGGUGUACUUUGUGGUACUUAUGAGACUAUUGGGAUGAUUUACUUACUACUCUUGAAGGGAUU